CUUCCGGCCCGGUAACAGUCGUCAGGGGGACCGCGCUCAGGAGGAGGAAGAAGAGGAGGAGGAUUUUUCUGCUGUUUUUACUCACUUUUGUGCGGUUCCUCCUUCACAGCGGACUCCCAGGCGCCCGCACAGGCCCAGGACCGGACAGGACCGUCGCUUUGGCGCAGUUUGACCGUCACUUUGGCGCACGGCAGCUGGAGGUUCAACAUGACCCACCAGGCUGCGGCUCUACAGACCUACAACAACGAGCUGGUCGAGUGUAUCGAGGACUUGUGCUCGAAGCGUGAGGAGCUGAACCGUCAGAUCCAGCAGGAGGAGGAGGAGAAGGAGCGGCUCCAGCACGACAUCCGCGUCCUGUCCGAGAAACUGAGCCGCGUCAACGAGAGCCUGGCACAGAGACUGGCAGCGCGCGCCACCUUCGACCGCACCAUCGCCGAGACCGAGGCUGCGUACUCCAAGAUCCUGGAGAGCUCCCAGUCCCUCCUGAGCGUCCUGAAGCAGGAGGCGGGAAACCUGAGCCGAGCCACCGAGCCCAGACGCAAAAAACAGUGAUGUUUACGGAGGCCCCUGAACACCACACGCACUCAUCUUCAUCAUCAUCUAUUUAUGUAUUUAACUCUUUUCAAUGUUUUUGUGCUGUUUGACAAACUACAUUCCAAAUAAAAUGGUUUAGUAAAAAUAA
This is a messenger RNA of Boleophthalmus pectinirostris (great blue-spotted mudskipper), 682 nucleotides long. RefSeq names its product Sjogren syndrome nuclear autoantigen 1 (gene ssna1). The transcript has 3 exons. Gene Ontology annotation, cellular component: centrosome; ciliary basal body. NCBI's taxonomy places the organism in Eukaryota, Metazoa, Chordata, Actinopteri, Gobiiformes, Gobiidae. The coding region runs from base 208 to 552 and encodes 114 amino acids. The record is from RefSeq and is a predicted model, not a curated record.